AUGUCUAACAAGGUGAGCAAGAAAACAUCUACCAAAGCUGAUAGCAACGGUCCUGCUGCUUUGGCUGCUAAAAUUAGAGCUAAAGCUCUUGAGAAUCAAAAGAAAUUGAAGGAAACUGGAACCACGUCUAUGAACGAGAGCGAUGAGGAAACCGGUAACACUAAGAGACAAGUAAUUAGAACAGAGGCGGAUAUAGAAGAAAAUACAUCUGAAAAGACUUUCACUUCUUUCAAUGAGUUAGAUCUUGUCCCAGAACUAAUACAAGCUUGUCACAACUUGAAUUUCUCCAAACCAACUCCAAUUCAAUCAAAAUCUAUUCCACCUGCUUUGGAAGGCCAUGAUAUUAUUGGUUUGGCUCAAACAGGUUCUGGUAAAACAGCUGCAUUUGCUAUUCCAAUUCUUAACAAACUUUGGGAAGAUCAGCAACCGUACUAUGCAUGCAUUUUGGCACCAACAAGAGAAUUGGCACAGCAAAUUAAAGAGACCUUUGACUCGUUAGGUUCCUUGAUGGGUGUUCGUAGUGUAUGUAUCGUUGGUGGUAUGAAUAUGAUGGAUCAAUCCAGAGAACUAAUGCGCAAGCCACACAUCAUUAUUGCGACUCCUGGUAGAUUAAUGGAUCAUUUGGAAAACACAAAAGGUUUUUCUUUACGUAAAUUGAAAUUUUUGGUUAUGGAUGAAGCUGAUAGAUUAUUAGAUAUGGAAUUUGGACCUGUCUUAGAUCGUAUUUUAAAAAUUAUUCCAACCCAGGACAGAACUACUUAUCUAUUCUCUGCUACAAUGACAUCCAAGAUUGAAAAGUUACAGAGAGCAAGUUUAACAAACCCUGUCAAAUGUGCGGUGUCAAAUAAAUAUCAAACUGUUGAAACUUUAGUCCAGACACUUAUGGUAGUUCCUGGUGGUUUAAAAAACACUUAUCUGAUAUAUUUAUUAAAUGAAUUUAUAGGAAAGAGUAUUAUCGUUUUCACAAGGACCAAAGCAAAUGCUGAAAGGCUUUCAGCAUUAUCAAACUUACUUGAAUUUAGCUCAACAGCAUUACAUGGUGACUUAAACCAAAACCAGAGAACUGGUGCCUUAGACUUAUUCAAGGCUGGUAAAAGACAAAUUCUAGUCGCAAUUGAUGUUGCUGCUAGAGGUUUAGAUAUCCCAUCAGUGGACAUAGUUAUUAAUUACGAUAUUCCAGUUGAUUCCAAAUCAUAUAUUCAUCGUGUGGGUAGAACUGCGAGAGCAGGCAGAUCUGGUAAAUCCAUCUCACUGGUUUCGCAAUAUGACUUAGAGUUAAUUUUAAGAAUCGAAGAUGUUUUGGGGAAGAAGUUACCUAAGGAAAAUGUUGACAAAAAUACCAUCAUGAUGUUCAGAGAUUCCGUCGAUAAAGCUAAUGGUGAAGUUGUCAUGGAGAUGAAUAGAAGGAACAAAGAAAAACAGGCUAGAGGUAAAGGAACUCAAAAGUCUAGAUCAAGAGCAAGAGAGACAUGGAUAGAGGUGAACGUUGAAUAUUAG
Tetrapisispora phaffii CBS 4417 is the source of this 1497-nucleotide messenger RNA. It is a transcript of the gene RRP3, whose product is annotated as RNA-dependent ATPase RRP3. The record is from RefSeq and is a predicted model, not a curated record. The transcript has a single exon. Gene Ontology annotation, molecular function: ATP binding; RNA helicase activity; nucleic acid binding. The coding region runs from base 1 to 1497 and encodes 498 amino acids. Lineage: Eukaryota; Fungi; Ascomycota; Saccharomycetes; Saccharomycetales; Saccharomycetaceae.